GCUUGGCUACAAAACUGUAGCUUGUUUCUAGUUUUAUUAUCAACAUGAUUUAACCUAUCAUUUCUUAAUAAUUGACUUUCUUAAUGAUUUAAAUUUAUUCUUAGAUUAUCUCUUCAUAAAAUUUGGUUUUUUAAGACUAGCAUCAUGAGUAUUUCGAUUCCAGAUGAACAUUCUGUGGCUGAACCUAAAGAUAUUGCCACUUUAUUUCGUGAACUGAUGAAAGAGAAAAAUGUUGGAUCUAAUGCUUCGUGGGAAUAUGCUCUUAAACUCAUUGGAAAUGAUGUUAGAUUUGAAAUUUUUAGACAUCAUCCUGAACGAAAACAAAUGUUCAAUGCGUACAAAGUUCAAAAGGCCAGGGAGGAAAAAGAAGAGCAACGUAUGAAGGCUAAAAAAGCAAAAGAGAAUUUAGAAAAAUUCUUACAAACAAGUGACAAAAUGAAUUCCAAUGUUAGGUAUAAACAGGCUUGUGAAUUUUUCCGUGACAAUGAAUUCUGGAAAGCUGUUCCUGAGAUUGAUCGACGAGAAAUAUUCAUGGAUGUUAUUCGAUAUUUGACUGAAACUGAAAAGGAAGAGACGUUGAAACUACAGAAAAGAAAUACCAGAGUUUUAGCCGAUAUCCUCGACUCGAUGACUAGUAUUACUUAUAAAACAACAUGGCAAGAAGCGCAACAACAACUUCUUGACAAUCCUGUAUUUGCCAAUGAUGCUGACCUUUUAGGAAUGGAUAAAGAGGAUGCUCUUAUUGUUUUUGAAGAUCAUAUUAGACAGUUGGAACAAGAGGAAGAAGAAGAACGAAAAAGAGAGCAUAAAAGAAUGGUUCGUCAGGCUCGUAAGAGUCGAGAAUAUUUUAUACAAUUUUUAGAUGAACUUCAUGCUCAAGGCAAAUUAACUUCUAUGUCAAAAUGGUGUAAUUUAUAUCCAGAGAUAAGUGCUGACCCGCGAUUUACUGCCAUGUUAUCUCAACCUUUUUCUGGAUCAACUCCGUUAGAUUUAUUCAAAUUUUAUGUUGAGGAUUUGAAAGCUCGCUAUGAAGAUGAAAAACAAAUUAUUCGUGACAUUCUAAAAGUGAGCGGAUUUAUCGUUGAAGUCAAUACAACUUAUGAAGAUUUUGCCACUGUGCUAAGUGAAGAUGAUAGAAGUGCCACUCUUGAUGCCGGAAAUGUUAAAAUGGUCUUCGAAAGGCUUAUGGAAAAGGCUUUGGAGAAAGAGAAAGAAAGGGUCAAAGAAGAAACCAAACAAAGACGCAAGUUCGAAGUAGCCUUUAUGAGUCUUUUAAAUAAAAUUGACCCACCAGUCGAGGAUGAAUCAGAUUGGGAAAGGGCCAGGAAAAUAAUUUGCGAAGACGAAGUGUUUAGUCGAAUUCCUACUGAACCAGAAAGAGUUCAGCUUUUCAAAACUUACAUCCAGACCUUAGAGGAAUCAUGUAGUCAUCACCAUAGUAAAUCGAAGAAGUCGAAAAAGGAUAAAGAUAAAGACAAGAAGAAGAAGGAAAGACGACGAUCACGUUCAUCUUCUCAAUCCGAUCAUUCAAGAUCUCAUUCUCACUCUAGGCAUCAUUCGCAUUCACGGUCUCGACCCAGAAGUCCAGUGCGUAGCCGAUCCAUCUCGAAGUCAAAAUCAAGAUCAAGGACACCAUCACCAUCUGUAUCAAGAUCAAGAUCAAGGAGUCCAUCUCAUCAUCGACGUCCACCUGUAAGAAGUAAUUCAAGAUCACCAUCCCAUUCAAGAUCGAGAUCAAGAUCAAACUCAGGAUCCCAUCAUUCAACUGACCAAGAAUCAAGAUCUAGAUCUCAUUCUAGAGUAAGAUCACAAGUAGGUUCUAGAUCACCAUCUCGAAGUCCUGUCCAUUCUCGAUCACCAUCACCUUCCCGGUCUCGAUCAUCAUCACAUUCUCGAAGUCCAUCUCAUGAAAGAAGUUAUUCUCGUGAACGAGGAUCAUAUUCUGGUUCUAAAAGAGUUUCUUCUCAUGGAGAUGGUAAACGAAAAAAACAACCAUCAGUCCCAAUCCCUUCAGCAUCAAAAUCAUUACCCAGCGACAGUUUAAUUAAUUCUGAUGAAUUGGAAGAGUUGGAAGCUCAACGACAAAAAAUACUUAAACAAUUGGAAGCUCAGACAAUUGUUGAUUAACUAAAAAAUUGUUUCCCAAUUUUGGUAUAAGUUUAUUCAAUUUGAUAAAUAUCACUUGAAAAAAAGACUCAACAUUUACUCUGUUAUUUUUUAUUGAAAUAAUUCAUUUUUAAAAACAU
This is a messenger RNA of Tetranychus urticae (two-spotted spider mite), 2246 nucleotides long. It is a transcript of the gene Prp40, whose product is annotated as pre-mRNA processing factor 40. Gene Ontology annotation, molecular function: RNA binding. NCBI's taxonomy places the organism in Eukaryota, Metazoa, Arthropoda, Arachnida, Trombidiformes, Tetranychidae. The record is from RefSeq and is a predicted model, not a curated record. Gene Ontology annotation, cellular component: U1 snRNP; U2-type prespliceosome. Gene Ontology annotation, biological process: mRNA cis splicing, via spliceosome.